This is a messenger RNA of Pangasianodon hypophthalmus (striped catfish), 3746 nucleotides long. It is a transcript of the gene rasef2, whose product is annotated as ras and EF-hand domain-containing protein. The coding region runs from base 281 to 2296 and encodes 671 amino acids. The record is from RefSeq and is a predicted model, not a curated record. Gene Ontology annotation, molecular function: GTP binding; GTPase activity; calcium ion binding. NCBI's taxonomy places the organism in Eukaryota, Metazoa, Chordata, Actinopteri, Siluriformes, Pangasiidae. The transcript has 17 exons.
AAAUUUCGAUCAAAACACUUACAUGUUAUGUGGUCAUUUAAAAGCAACAUGCCUGCUGGAGGCGAAGCCUUUUUCCACGCCCUCAUUCAUCGUUAGCCAAUCGCUUUUUAGAGCCCAAUGAUGCGUGGCCGUAAUAAUUGGUCAGUCCUUGUCGGAAAGGUUUAAAUGUUUUAUUCAUCUUUGCAUUGCUGUCAUUGAAAAGAAAAGAAACGAGCAUUGUUACCGCUCUUACUGAGGGGCUUUCGAUAUCCGGCAUGUCAGAUUUUUAAGAGUUAAAUACAUGGAUACCUCAGAUCUUCACAAGUUGUUUUCCGCCUGUGAUGGAAACAAAUCGGGAAGAAUCGAGUACGAGGAUUUCACUAAAGUUUGCCGAGAGCUCAUUGUUCCGGGUGGUGAGAUAAGGUCUUUGUUCAAAAAGUUUGACGUGGACGGAGACGGGUGUAUUAAUUACAACGAUUUUUGUUCGCGCUUCCAUGAAGCGUCCGGAAGUAUGAAUCUGGCCUCGUUGGACCACAGUGGAGAGAGGCGGGCGAGUGCUUGGGAUGAGUUUGAAAAUACUUUGGACGGAGAUGUGGCCUGCUAUUUGGGCAGCUUAUGGGAUCCCUUGAGUGAGUUGUACCAGCAGAUUCAUGCCACUUGUGACAAGCUUCUGCUGCAGCAGUAUGAAGAUCUGAUCAAAGCUGUAGUGGUGGAGAGCAAAGAACAUCGGUUGGAGACUGACCAAUUAGAGUCCAGUCUGAGACGGGCAGAGGAGAUGAUGAGCACUCAAUUGUCAGAGAUGGAAGAGGAUUUACAGCAGCAGCUAAGUUACAAAGAGUUGACGGUCCAAGAGGAGGAGCAAAAGAAAAUGGAAGGGGCCAUUGAGUUGCUCCAGCUAAAGCAUGAGAAUGAAUUGCUGGACCUACAAUCAGCAGUAGAGAAGCUUACACAGUAUCAAGAAGAGACAGAGUUGACCAGCCCCAGAGAAGAUGUCAUCAAAUUAAGAAGGAAAAUCCAAGAGGUUACUCAGGAGAAUGAGGAGUUCAGGAAAUCUCUCUUGAAGGCUCAAAUGACCAUUUCUGUCCUGCAGGUAGAGUUGGACAAACUUAAAAAUGCAUACGUUGAUGAGAAGCUUCAGCAUGAAAGUGAAAGUAAUGAACUGAAAAAGAUGGUGAUCCAGUACCAGUCUUACACCGAACAUUUUGAAAUGCUCCAGGAAAUGAAUAAGAAGUUGUAUGACAGCAAUGAUGAUUUACAGUCUGCUCUUGCUAAAGACACUGUUUGUUCCAAAAGGCAGCUUUCCUCAAAAAACAAAAGGCCACCCAGAAAACUGAAGCCACUACGACAGAGUACAAUAAAUCAGAGCAGCUUUGCUAAUGAGGAGGACAGCAUGAUUGUAGUUCCUUCCAAAGAGAAAUUCUCACUUGUGGAGCAUUGGGCAGAUAAGUAUCUAGACAGCGGCGUUUCCUUACAGACAGACACAGACAGGCUGCUAGGCUCCAAUUAUGAUAGUGAUGAGAGCCACGAUUCUGAAGAGACUACACACCACAGCUGUUCAUAUGUUCCGUCUGAAAUGGAGAUGUCAGAUUUGAAAUCUGAGAUGAAUUUGUCAGUGAAUCCAAGCAGAGUCGGCUUGUUAACCUCAUCUCUGAGACGUCGGCUGUCAGCUUUUCCUGCAAAGCAAGCUGAAGUUGAAGUGAUUGAUUCUGAUGGUUCUGUUCCAAUGUACCGCUUGGUGCUGGCAGGGGACGCAGGGUCUGGAAAAUCCAGCUUUUUACUGCGUCUCAGUCUAAAUGAGUUCAGAGGAGAGAUGCAGACCACACUGGGAGUCGAUUUUCAAAUGAAGAAGAUGCUUGUGGAUGGAGAAAAGACAAACCUUCAGAUAUGGGACACUGCUGGGCAGGAAAGGUUCCGCAGUAUUGCCAGAUCGUACUUCCGCAAAGCACAUGGUGUGCUGCUUCUCUAUGACGUUACUUCAGAGAACAGUUUCUUGAAUGUUCGAGAGUGGAUUGAGCAGAUUCAGGAAUCCACAGAUGGCAGCGUCCCCUUGUGUUUAAUUGGGAAUAAAGUGGACCUGAGAGUGGUGAGGGGAGUGGAGAGCUGUGUGAGUCCUGCCCAUGGCGAGAAGCUUGCUAGGACUUACAAUGCCUUGUUCUGUGAGACGAGUGCCAAAGAGGGUACCAAUGUAGUGGAGGCAGUUCUGCAUUUAGCAAGAGAGAUAAAGAAACAUACCAAACUGAGAAAGCAGACAGAGUCCCAAGUUAAGUUGACUCUAAACAGUGGAAAAAAGGCACUGAGUAACUGCUGUGGAGUUUAACUGUGACUGCUCAUCACACAGCAAAAACACAUGAAGGACAGAGCUUAAUAUGCACGUAAUUCACACAUUAUUGUCAGAUCCACUGUCUCACAAUGUUCAUGUCUUGGAGAAAAUAUCAGAAGUGACAUUUAAGUGUUUUGAGUUUUUUUAUAUAUAUAUAUAUAUAUAACACACACACUCACCCGUCCACUUUAAUAGGAACGCCUAUACACCUGCUCGUUCAUGCAGUUAUCCAAUCAUGUGGCAGCAGCACAAUGCAUAUAAUCAUGCAGAUACAGGUCAAGAGCUUCAGUUAAUGUGCAAGAUGCUCAGAAUGGGGAAAAGUGCAAUCUCUGUGACUUUAACCAUGGCAUAGUUGUUGGUGCCAGAGGGGCUGGUUUUUCAGAAACUGCUGAUCCCCUGGGAAUUUCACACACAAAAGUCUCUAAAGUUUACACAGAAUGGUGCGAAAAACAAAAAAUAAUCCUGUUUGCGUAGGGUCUGCAGGCUGAAACACAUUGUUGAUGAGAUAGAUCAGAGGAGAAUGUCCAGACUGGUCUGAGCUGACAGGAAGUUUAUGGUAACUCAAAUAAGCACUCUUUACAACUGUGGUGAGCAGAAAAGCAUCUCAGAAUGCACAACACAUCAAUCCUUGAGGUAGAUGGGCUACAACAGCAGAAGACGACAUCAGAUUCCACUCCUGUCAGCCGAGAACAAGAAUCUGAGGAUACCAUGAGCACAGACUCACCGAAACUGGACAAUCUGAUGUUUUGUCCAUGUUGAGAUGCUUUUCUGCUCACGGUGGUUGUAAAGAAUGAUUAUAUGAGUUACUAUACCCUUGCUGGCCAUUACUAUAACCAGUCUGGCGUUUUCCUCUGAUGUCUCUUAUCAACAAGAUGUUUCCACACACAGAACUGUUGCUCUCUCUGUGUUUUAUUGUUUUUCACACCAUUCUGUUUGAGUUCUAGACACUGUUGUGUGUGGAAAUCCCAGGAGAUCAGCAGUUUCUGAAAUACUCAAACCAGCCCAUCUGGCACCAACAACCGUGCCACGGUUGAAGUCUCAGGGAUCAUAUUUUUUCCCCAAUUCUGGUGUUUAAUGUGAACAUUAACUGAAGCUCUUGACCUGUAUCUGCAUGUUUUUAUGCAUUGUGCUACUACAAUAUGAUUGGCUGACUGGAUAACUGCAUAAAUGAGAAGGUGUGCAGGUGUUCCUUAUAAAUUGGAAAGAGUGUGUGACUGAUAUAUAUUUUUUUUAGUUUAGUUUUAAAACUAAGUUUAAGCAAUUUGGUCUAAUGCACACUGUCCUUUCUCACUCAUUAUGUGUAUACUUGCUGUAGAAAUAUUUAGAUUCCAAAUUCUCUUUAAGAUGUUAAGUGUUUAUUGGAAAUUUGUUCCCUUUUAUAUACCAAAUGUAAAUUUUGUGUAAUUGUUUUUGAUUACUAUGUUAAAUAAAAUUUAUUUUAUUCAUA